AUGUCUCCUUUUCAGGGCUCUGUGGACUGCCCUACGCUGGAGUUUGAGUAUGGCGAUGCAGACGGGCAUGCAGCAGAACUGUCAGAAUUGUAUAGCUACACUGAGAACCUGGAGUUCACCAAUAACAGGAGGUGCUUUGAAGAAGAUUUCAAGACUCAAGUGCAGGGCAAGGAAUGGCUGGAGUUGGAGGAGGAUGCCCAGAAGGCGUAUGUCAUGGGACUCCUGGACCGGCUGGAGGUGGUCAGUAGGGAGAGGCGGCUGAAGGUGGCCCGGGCAGUUCUUUACCUGGCCCAAGGCACUUUUGGGGAAUGUGACUCAGAGGUCGAUGUGCUCCACUGGUCCAGGUACAACUGUUUUCUGCUCUACCAGAUGGGAACCUUCUCGGCCUUCCUGGAGCUGCUCCACAUGGAAAUCGACAACAGCCAAGCCUGCAGCAGUGCCCUGCGGAAACCUGCCGUCUCCAUCGCCGACAGCACAGAGCUCCGGGUGCUGCUGAGUGUCAUGUACCUCAUGGUGGAAAAUAUUCGCCUGGAGCGAGAGACAGAUCCCUGUGGCUGGAGGACAGCCCGGGAGACCUUCCGCACUGAGCUGAGCUUCUCCAUGCACAACGAGGAGCCUUUCGCCCUCCUGCUCUUCUCCAUGGCGACCAAGUUCUGCAGUGGCACGGCCCCCCACUUCCCCAUCAAGAAGGUCCUGCUCCUGCUUUGGAAGGUGGUCAUGUUUACCCUCGGAGGAUUUGAACAUCUUCAGGCUCUCAAAGUCCAGAAGCGGGCGGAACUGGGGCUGCCUCCACUGGCGGAGGACAGUAUCCAGGUGGUGAGGAGCAUGCGCGCUGCCUCCCCACCCUCUUACACUCUGGACCUGGGGGAGUCCCAGCUGGCACCACCACCCUCCAAGCUGCGAGGCCGUCGUGGUUCUCGAAGGCAACUCCUCACUAAGCAGGACAGCCUGGACAUCUACAAUGAACGGGAUCUCUUCAAGACUGAGGAGCCAGCCACAGAGGAGGAAGAGGAGUCUGCCAGCGAGGGGGAGCGAGCCUUGGAUGGAGAAUUAGACCUACUAGAGCAGGACCCUCUGGUGCCACGUCCACCCUCACAGGCACCCCUCUCUGCUGAGCGGGUGGCCUUUCCCAAGGGCCUCCCCUGGGCCCCAAAGGUCAGACAGAAGGACAUUGAGCACUUCUUGGAGAUGAGCAGGAACAAGUUCAUCGGCUUCACCCUGGGGCAGGACACAGACACCUUGGUUGGAUUGCCCAGGCCCAUCCAUGAGAGUGUGAAGACCCUAAAACAGCACAAGUAUGUCUCCAUCGCAGACGUGCAGAUGAAGAAUGCAGAGGAGCUGGAAAAGUGCCCCAUGUCCCUGGGGGAAGAGGUGGUGCCAGAGACGCCAUGUGAAAUGCUCUACCAGGGAAUGCUGCACAGCCUCCCCCAGUACAUGAUUGCUCUGCUUAAGAUCCUGCUGGCGGCAGCCCCCACCUCCAAGGCUAAGACAGACUCCAUCAACAUCCUGGCUGACGUCCUGCCUGAGGAGAUGCCCAUCACUGUCCUCCAGAGCAUGAAGCUGGGCAUCGACGUGAACAGGCACAAGGAGAUCAUCGUGAAGAGCAUUGCCGCCCUGCUCCUGCUGCUCCUCAAACACUUCAAACUCAACCACGUGUACCAGUUUGAAUAUGUAUCACAGCAUCUGGUGUUUGCCAACUGCAUCCCCUUGAUCCUGAAGUUCUUCAAUCAAAAUAUCUUGUCAUAUAUCACCGCCAAAAACAGCAUCUCGGUCCUGGACUAUCCUUGCUGUGCCAUCCAGGAGUUGCCGGAGCUUACCACCGAGAGCCUGGAAGCUGGUGACAACCACCAGUUCUGCUGGAGGAACCUCUUUUCCUGCAUCAACCUCCUGAGGCUGCUCAACAAACUGACCAAAUGGAAGCAUUCCAGAACCAUGAUGCUGGUGGUAUUUAAAUCGGCUCCCAUCUUAAAGCGGGCCCUCAAGGUCAAACAGGCCAUGCUGCAGCUUUACGUCCUGAAGCUGCUGAAGAUACAGACCAAGUACCUGGGGCGCCAGUGGAGGAAAAGCAACAUGAAGACCAUGUCGGCCAUUUACCAGAAAGUGCGUCACCGCAUGAACGACGACUGGGCCUACGGGAACGACAUCGAUGCCAGGCCAUGGGACUUCCAAGCGGAAGAGUGCACCUUGAGGGCCAACAUCGAGGCCUUCAACAGCCGCCGGUACGACAGGCCGCAGGACUCGGAGUUCUCCCCAGUGGAUAACUGCCUGCAGAGCGUGCUGGGCCAGAAGCUGGACCUGCCUGAAGACUUCCACUACUCCUAUGAGCUCUGGCUGGAGCGGGAGGUGUUCUCACAGCCCAUCUGCUGGGAGGAGCUGCUUCAGAGCCACUGA
This is a messenger RNA of Carlito syrichta (Philippine tarsier), 2391 nucleotides long. It is a transcript of the gene STRIP2, whose product is annotated as striatin interacting protein 2. NCBI's taxonomy places the organism in Eukaryota, Metazoa, Chordata, Mammalia, Primates, Tarsiidae. The transcript has 20 exons. Bases 1 to 2391 code for a protein of 796 amino acids. Gene Ontology annotation, biological process: cytoskeleton organization. The record is from RefSeq and is a predicted model, not a curated record. Gene Ontology annotation, cellular component: cytosol.